AUGCCAACGUUUGGACGUCUGGGGAAGCACAGCAACCGCUCGCAGCACGGGCUCCCAGAGCAGCCGCCUGCUGGGGCGCAAGGGAGCGGUGCCGGCGAUGCGGCUGUAGGCGGUGGCCUAACUGACCCCAGCCUGGAGGCGCAAUCUGCCUUGUCACCAUUGGCGGGCAGCCCUCACGACACCAUUGAUAGCCGUCAGCAACAGCAGCAAAUGCAGCAGCAAAUUCAGCAGCCGCAGCAACAGCAACAACAAGGAUUACCGAUCCUCACAAGUGCCGCUGGACCAAACAAGCUUCAAAAGCAGCAGCAGCAGCAGCAACCGCUGCCGCACCAGGCUCAGUCGCAGUCGCAGGCGCCAGCUCCCCCGCCGCACCUGUACAGCACCUCCUCCACCGGCCCGGCCACUAAUAACCCCUCGCCUCUCCAGCAGCAUCCUGGCGGUGAUUUCGUCUUUGAUGCCCGCCAGCAGCAACAACACCCCGACUUUGCUGAUCCAACCGUGAAUCGAUCCCAGAGCCUUCGCUAUCCAUCCCAGAGCUCGCUCCUCCAGCAUCCCCAUCCCCAUCAGCAACAAGUCUACGGCAUCGCAACCACAUCGGUCGACGACCUCCCUAGCCCCACAAGCUUCCAACAUCAGCAACUCCAACAACCACCCCCGCCGCAGCCAGCGCCCGAGAAGCACCGCACGAACCGCAAGCUGCACAUCAUCAAGGGCAUCUUUGGCUCUGUCCGUGGCACCUCUGAUACCAGCAGUAGCAGCCAGAACAGCUCGCACGCGCCGGUUCCUCAUCCUGCCAGCCAGCAGUACGACCCAACCGCUGGCUUAGGCCGUCGCUCGUCAAACAAGAGAGACUCUCGUAUUUUGCCGCAAAUCAACACCCUCCGUCCUGUUACCGGCGACGAUCUCGAUAAUUCCUCAUACGACGAACUUGCGUAUCCGCCCCCGCACUCGCAGCCUCACCAACAUCAGCAGAUUCUGCAGCAGGGACUCGGACAGAUCCUCAUACCACAGGACCAGCAGCUACAGUUUGACAAUAACCAGCCCGGUUUUGACAUUCUACCACAAUCUGCUCAGCAGCAUCAGCUCCACCAGCAAAUCUUGUUUCAGCAGACGCCCGACGACCGAUUCCCCCCCGCCGGCUAUCCAGGCCCGCACAACUCAGAGACUGCAUCCCAGCUCUCGCAUGAAUCUUCUGCAUACGAACAAGACCUGCGAAACCAAGCCCCCCAAGCCUUACAACUUGGAUCAGGACAGCUCGUGAAUCAGCAACAGUCGUCGCAAUCUCAACCACCACAACAGCAGCCCGGCAUGCCACCCCAAGGCGCUCGACGAAGCAACGAAGCUGAGCACCCCGUUGCUGGACACCCUCCCGGUUACCGCCACAGCAAUGCUGGUCUAACCGCAGCCAGUCCUCUGCCGCCUCAGGGACCAGGUGUCGGUAACGCGCAACCCGCCUACCGUGGCGACGGUCGCCAUUUUGAGGCGACGGACCCCGGCCGUGAGACCCCCCAGCCAAUUACAGAGAAGGAUCCGGAAAGCGAAAAGGCUUUCAAGGAGCUAUGUACGUAUCACAUCGUUUUACUCUAUAUCGAGGUCGAAUUUGUGCUGACUCGUGUAGUGACGAAAUACAAAAAUGUUAAGCGUCUGUAUUUCGACGGCAAGGCUCAGAUUGAGCAGCUCCAUGGACAAGUCGAGCAGCUGCAAAACGCUGUUGCCAACCAGCGCAUGUCACAGUCGAGGACAGCUCUGGAUGACAGUGAAUACGCCACGCGAUUCAACCGUCUAAACGGAGCCAUCAACAACCUCUCGUUUAAUAUACGCAAAGAUUGGCGUACUAUCCCCCCUUGGCUAGCAAGUUAUGUUACCGCCGAAGCGCUCAGGACUGGCAAGCAUGAAAUGACUGCAGUCGGACGAGCCGUCAUUUCGCGCUGGAUUGUGGCCGAGCUGUUUGACAAGUGUUUUCAUCCGGAUCUUGACCCGCAUUUGAGUGCUCAGCUAAAGGAGAUUGAGAUGGGCAUCCGUGGCAAUACCCAUAUCAUACACAGACCGGAGGAGCUUGAUGCGCAGACGACCAAGAUCAUCAACUGGCGCAUGGCCACAUUGGACGGGCUGCAAAAGAACCCCAACGCACAGGCAUCGGAAAACAGAGUCGCGCUCAUUCAGAAAGCGACGACGAACCUCACAGCAUACCUUCAGUCGCACCUGACAGAGCCGCCGCCUCAUGGGCAUGGGGUCGAAGGCAGUGCGUCGAUAAUUGUGGAGCUGGCCAUUGGUGUGGCGGCGAACCUGCCGCUGGAGAGCCGCGACGUUUCCAUCUGGUACCCUAUGCCGGCCGAGAUUGUGCAGCCGAACCUGAUGGAGGUGGAGAAGAGCGGAUUUGCGCCUGUGGCGGUUGGGGGUGGUGCAGAGGGAUCUGAGUCGGACUCUGAGCCGGAUGAGGCACUGGACAAGAUUGGCAAGGGCCAGACGGGCAAAAUGGGUAAGGCUACAAAGUUUCGAGGGGCGCACCGAACGGGAGCUAACACGCGCACAGGUACGAUGAAGGAGCCCCAGAGAAUUCGCUUUGCCGGAUUCAUGGCUCUGGAAGUCAAGGGCCGGCAGGUGCUGAUCAAGGCGCCGGUGUGGACCCUUUAA
This is a messenger RNA of Cordyceps militaris CM01, 2634 nucleotides long. RefSeq lists its product as uncharacterized. The record is from RefSeq and is a predicted model, not a curated record. NCBI's taxonomy places the organism in Eukaryota, Fungi, Ascomycota, Sordariomycetes, Hypocreales, Cordycipitaceae. The transcript has 2 exons. Bases 1 to 2634 code for a protein of 877 amino acids.